AUGGCAGAAAUAAAACAAGCCUGUUAUGAUGGUACGGGAGAUGUAGAUUUGUGGCUUAUGAAAAUGAAGUUCUAUUGUUCUACAAAGAAAUUUGAAGGGAAACAAGAAGCUCACGCCAUAGCGAGUAAACUCGAGGGGGCGGCGUUUCUAUGUAUUGCGAGAUUAGACGAUGAACUUCAAGAUGACCCAAAAGAAGUUAAAGCCGCUUUAAGGAAGGAAUUCGACAAAGAAUCGAUCGACCAUGAGAAAGCUGUCGACCAAUUACGAGGUUUAAGGCGAAAAGGCGGUGAAACACCAGCACAGUUAGCGUGGAGAAUCGAAAAGUUGAUGGCGAAGGCUUACCCGGAGUUAUGCGCGUCAACACACGGAUCGGCAAAGAAAACAAAAGAACAAAUGUUACAUGAUACCUUUUUGGGAGCUAUUGACAAUGCAAUGAGUCAAAAAAUAAAGAGCGACAGUAAACAUCGAGAUUUAAAUUUAACACAACUUUCUGAAGAAUUAGAUCGGCUCGAGCUAAUUUAUAAAACAACAGCGCCAAAAGUAAACCUCGAAGUAAACAAUUUCAAAACGACAGGGGAAGCAGACGAAAUAUCGUUAAGAAAGAUAAUCAGAGAAGAGGUAGCAGCCGCCCUAUCCAAAGAAAACGAUGGAAGUCGGGAAACGGAGGACGAAACAAAACGUACGGUCGGGUUCGUUGGAAAGAGAAAUUUCCCGCCAAAACCUAGGAAAUUUCCCGCCAAAACCGGUAAAAAUCAAGCGUGUUUCCACUGCCAGUCGCCUGAACAUUUUCGGAGAGACUGUCCAUUUAAAGAUCUUUGUCAACGCUGCUGGCAAAAGGGCCAUACAGCACCAUCUUGCCAUGCUACAAGCCCUCGCCCUUCGCCGUCUUUAAACUCCAAGGCGGCUGGGAACAAUCGUCAGCAAAAAUAA
Molecule: messenger RNA, 930 nt
Organism: Paramuricea clavata
Lineage: Eukaryota; Metazoa; Cnidaria; Anthozoa; Malacalcyonacea; Plexauridae
Source: the annotation of a GenBank genome assembly